AGUCAGCACAGUCUUUCAACUCCAACUUUCAGCGUGAUCCAGACGCACUUGACUGACCGCAACGCGACGAAUUGGCCAACUAGGAUCCGACGACAUGUUAUGAACUGAGAAAUAAUGGAUUAACAUGUUAAACUGAAAUAAAAGAUGCAUUCUGAUCUGUCAGACUCCGUGUAGCGCGGCGAUGCGCAGCGGCAGGUGAUGUGGAUGCUGACGCGUCGGGGCUCAACUGGUCUCCAAGCGGCGCUUAGAAACUGUGGAAGAACAUUUACACGAUUGGCUUUCAGUAGGAGUCAGAAUCAUGGAAUUGAGGGACUAUCCACUAAGUCAUCAUGAGAAUUUCAAUAUUAGUUUCUAUUUAGGCAUUUAUUGUUUAUUAAAAACAGCUGUGCGAAUUAACAAAUGGGCCGUUUUAAAGCGCAAACCUAGUAUUGCUUAUUGAAUUACGUUUUAAAACUUUUCUAGUACAUUUAGUGACCAACACUUGCCCUUAUCGAGUUAAUCCGGAUCCCGUUGGCUCGUAUGGGACUGAGGCACUCAUCGCGGUGCCUGCUCCUGCGGAGAAAGAUGGCGGAGGCGGAGAGCUCGGAGCAGCGCCAGCAGCAUAUUUCCAGUGCUCCCUCAUCCAAGUCCUUACAACCAUCUCCACUACCAAAGCCAGUGACGUCCGUUCAUCAUGUUCCUCAUCCUCCACACACGCCGCACGUCUCCGCGCUUUCUGCCUGUCCGGGCCGAGGCAAGAUGGCCAAGCUACUCAACCCGGAAGAGAUGACAUCACGGGACUACUACUUUGACUCCUAUGCCCACUUUGGUAUUCAUGAGGAAAUGCUAAAGGAUGAGGUGAGGACACUGACCUAUAGGAACUCCAUGUACCACAAUAAACACAUCUUUAAGGAUAAGAUAGUUCUAGAUGUGGGCAGCGGAACCGGAAUCCUCUCCAUGUUUGCUGCCAAGGCAGGAGCCAAACAUGUAUAUGGGAUUGAAUGUUCCAGUAUAUCAGAGUAUUCAGAGAAAAUCAUCAAAUCAAAUCACCUGGACAAUGUUAUUACCAUCAUUAAAGGGAAAGUGGAGGAGACUGAACUGCCGGUGGAUCAGGUGGACAUCAUCAUUUCAGAGUGGAUGGGCUACUGUCUUUUCUACGAGUCUAUGCUCAAUACUGUCAUCUACGCCAGAGACAAAUGGCUGAAACCUGGUGGUUUCAUGUUUCCAGACAGAGCGACUUUGUAUGUGGUUGCCAUUGAGGACCGGCAAUACAAAGACUUCAAAAUCCACUGGUGGGAGAAUGUCUAUGGUUUUGACAUGACGUGCAUUCAGAACGUUGCUAUGAUGGAGCCCCUGGUGGACAUAGUAGAUCCUAAACAAGUCGUGACCAACUCCUGCCUCAUUAAGGAGGUGGAUAUCUACACGGUGAAGCCGGAGGAUCUGACAUUCACCUCGGCCUUCUGCCUGCAGAUCCAGAGGAAUGACUAUGUUCAUGCUCUCGUCACGUACUUCAACAUUGAGUUCACCAAGUGUCACAAGAAGACGGGCUUUUCUACAGCCCCCGACGCUCCCAGCACUCACUGGAAGCAGACGGUGUUUUAUCUGGAGGAUUACUUAACGGUGCGGAGAGGAGAGGAAAUCCUGGGCAGCAUCACCAUGAAGCCCAACGAGAAUAACGAGCGUGACUUGGACUUCACCUUUGAGCUGGAUUUCAAAGGACAGCUCUGCGACGCAGCCAUCUCCCACGACUACAAGAUGCGGUAAAACUGGAGCGGCAUCCUGAG
Messenger RNA from Sinocyclocheilus rhinocerous, 1763 nucleotides. It is a transcript of the gene prmt8b, whose product is annotated as protein arginine methyltransferase 8b. Lineage: Eukaryota; Metazoa; Chordata; Actinopteri; Cypriniformes; Cyprinidae. Gene Ontology annotation, biological process: chromatin remodeling; peptidyl-arginine methylation, to asymmetrical-dimethyl arginine. The record is from RefSeq and is a predicted model, not a curated record. The transcript is spliced from 10 exons. Gene Ontology annotation, molecular function: histone methyltransferase activity; protein-arginine omega-N monomethyltransferase activity; protein-arginine omega-N asymmetric methyltransferase activity. Gene Ontology annotation, cellular component: plasma membrane. Bases 520 to 1743 code for a protein of 407 amino acids.